GUCUGUACUAUGUGUGCGCUAAGAACCUGGGCAAAAGAAGAAGAAGAAGAAGAAGAGCCGUCGCACUACUCUUGGUAGAUGUUCUAAGGUCAGUUCAAAGAUCUCUCUUCCUCUUUCUUAUCUGUAUGUUAAUCUGUCUGUAUACUCUAUAGAUUGUAUCAAUCUGAUACGAGAAAAUGCCCUGCUAGAUUUGAAUCCUGCAUCGUGUUUGAUUUCUAGGUUAAUCAUGUUGCUUGUGGGAAAGAGAUCAAUCAUUACGCUAACAAAUUGUAGUAAACAAUCAUCUGCAAUCUUACACCAACGAUUACAUUUCUCCUCCAAGAAAUCUACAAUAAAUGAUACUUCAUCACUCACUGUUUCAUACCUCAUUUCCUCAUGUGGGUUAUCUCCAGAAGCUGCUCUAUGUGCUUCAAAAACUAUUCAAAUCAAAUCAACAGAACAACCUGAUUCCGUUAUCACCCUCCUCAAAAGCCACGGUUUUAGCGAUACCCAUAUCUCCAAACUCACCAAAACAUGCCCUAGGCUGCUUCUAUCUAAUCCUUCAAAUACAAUUUCACCCAAACUCGAAUUCUUCACCUCAUUAGGGAUUCCAACUGAUGUACUUGCCAAAUCCUUAAGUUCAACUCCAUUGCUAUUCCUGACCAGUUUGGAGAAUCGAAUCCGUCCAGCUUAUAACUUCCUUAAAGACAUCCUUCUCUUAGAUGAUGAGAAAGUGAAACGGGUGUUUGCAACAACACCAUGGAUGUUUAGGGAAGAUCCAGUCAAGUGUAUGGCUCCAAAGAUUGCUAUUUUGAGAGAAAAAGGUGUUCCUUUAUCCAAAUUAUCCUACUUGUUUACUUACCAUAGCUGCAGGCGAUCAUCUCUUCUCCAAAGCCAUAGCCAAUUCGAGAAAGCUGUGAAGAAGGUAGUUGAGUUGGGGGUUAACCCUUCCAAGUUUGUAUUUGUCACAGCCUUACACGCCGUGUCUGGACUUAGUGACUCGACCUGGAAUGACAAGAUAAAAGCUUUCAAGAAGUAUGGUUGGUCUGAAGAUAACAUUAGGCUGGCUUUCACUAGACAACCUCAGAUUAUAAGUAUGUCAGAGCAGAAAAUAAGUAGCAUGAUGGAUUUCUUUGUGUCUGGAUUGGGUAUGAAGCCCGGAGCUAUUGCGAAAACACCUUGGAUUCUGAUAUAUAGUCUGGAGAAUAGAAUAAUCCCGAGAUGCUCGAUUAUUAGUCUCUUGAAAUCGAAAGGGUUACUACUGAUACAUAAGUUAUUUGACAUAUUUCAAGGAAGAUCCGAUGCUUGUGAUGUUGAUGCUGAGUUUUCAUUUGCAUCAUAUGCUAAUAUAUCUGAUAUUGGACCACAUUAUUAGAAGUAGAUGAAUUUUUCUUCCUUUUUUUGGGUCCAAAUUGAGACUGAUCAGAUUAAGGUGUAUUUUCAAGUCUUUCUCUUCUGGAAUUGGAGAAUGAACUGUUGAUUAAUUUCUUGUAGAUUUCAUUUCUUGCAGUUUAGGAAUGUGAAAUUGCAGUUGCCCAU
Molecule: messenger RNA, 1518 nt
Organism: Impatiens glandulifera
Lineage: Eukaryota; Viridiplantae; Streptophyta; Magnoliopsida; Ericales; Balsaminaceae
Exons: 2
Coding region: 227-1354 (375 amino acids)
Biological process (GO): regulation of DNA-templated transcription; chloroplast organization
Cellular component (GO): chloroplast
Molecular function (GO): double-stranded DNA binding
Source: RefSeq, a predicted model, not a curated record